UGACGAGAGCAAGCCAUGUGCAAAACAAAGUUGUUCAUUGCUGAUAACCAUGCAACCUGAUGAACCACAGGUCACUCCGCUUAAGUCUCGCAGAGGUGCUCAGCUUCUCUAGUCUCACCAGGACACUCAUCCAAAGGACAGCAUCACCCCUUUCAAGCUUUCUGCUCAUUCCGCUCCUCCGCGUGCAGUGAUGUUUUUUCUGCUUAUCACAGUGUCGUGUUCACUCGUGGUGCAUGAUGCUGAGGCAUGGAGCGCCAGUGUGAAGUACGCGGUGAACUGCCCCGACAGAUGCACGGCGGAGCGGUGUGGCGGGACGCAGCGGUGCUCUCGGACGGUCCUGGAUGACUGCGGCUGUUGCCAGGUCUGUGCAGCCGGCAGAGGGGAGCACUGCUACCGCACAGUGUCGGGGAUGCACGGAGUGAAGUGCGGACCAGGAUUAUUCUGCGAGUUCUACAAGGAUGAAGACGACUAUGGAGACGAAUAUGGAAUUUGCAAAGAUUGUCCCUAUGGAACCUAUGGGGUUGAGUGCCGUAAGACCUGCAACUGCAAGGGAGGCAUAUGUGACAGAGAGACCGGAGCUUGUCUCACCCUCACCUUCUUUGCCAAAAUCGCCAGCAAGCUUAAGAAUGAACCACAAGCAGGGACUGAGGUGGGCUCGGGAGAAGUGAACGCUGUGCAGAACACAGAUCAGAACACAAACAGAUCCACUGCUCCAAAGCGGCUCAACCCUCGCUGACAAGUGCUGACAAGACUGAAUCUAUUCAGUGUAAAUGUAGCAUUAACUUAUAAAUGAACUGAAAGAUAUAUUUUAUUAGAAUACGUCAGAUAACAAAUUUUAAAAAAAGAAAGAAAGAAAGAAAGAAAAAACACUUUGUUACAGCUUUUAGAGUUUUUAGUUGGUUUGCUUGGUUUUUGUUUGACACCAUUAUCUUUUCUAAUGAAAUAUGCAGACUAUGUUAUUCUUUCCAGAUCUUUCUUUGUUCCUCAAUAAAUUAAUGAAAAUGA
Molecule: messenger RNA, 1005 nt
Organism: Oreochromis niloticus (Nile tilapia)
Lineage: Eukaryota; Metazoa; Chordata; Actinopteri; Cichliformes; Cichlidae
Gene: esm1
Product: endothelial cell-specific molecule 1
Exons: 3
Coding region: 191-736 (181 amino acids)
Cellular component (GO): extracellular region
Source: RefSeq, a predicted model, not a curated record